This is a messenger RNA of Momordica charantia (bitter melon), 2825 nucleotides long. Lineage: Eukaryota; Viridiplantae; Streptophyta; Magnoliopsida; Cucurbitales; Cucurbitaceae. The record is from RefSeq and is a predicted model, not a curated record.
AAUGACAACAACAACCAAUUUCCCCUGAUAGCAGGCUCUCAGAAUUGAAUAGUUUUCCUUUCUUUGGAGUAAACAGUUGACUAACUCAAACCUGUAUGAUUCGAUGCAAGCAGAAAGUAGGCUCUAGAAAAUAUUUAAUGGAUAAAAUUUUGACUUGAAAAGUUGUAUAAACAAACUCAGUCCAGUGAGAGCGACUACCUCUGUUUGAUCUAGUAAGGGAAGCCAAUGGGAGGGAGGGAGUCCGCACAUCCAAGACCAAAUCACUUAUUCAAAACAUAUAUUUUAAUUUUAUCAGCAAAUUCUCACUCCAUGGAAAUUCUUAAGGUGCAGAUACUGCCCAUUCAAGCAACAACCUCUUCUCAUACAUCAAUGUUGCAUAAAUAUUGCCCAAAAGUCGUCUCCUUCCCUUCUUUCUUUUGUUUUUAUAUUGUCUCUGACUUUCAUUCUGCUCAGCUCAGGCUAGAAAAUCACUAGUUGAUUGUAUCUGUUUCUGAUGCAUUCGGCUGUUCAGAAGCUCAAAAAAAUGAGAACCCAUCUCUCAUUGCCCUCCUUCGGCCUAAAUCACACGAUCAGCAACAUCUUGUUCAUCUCCUUCAUCGCGUUCCAUCUUGCGCCAUCCUUUGGCGAUGAUGCCGUCGACGAAUUUAAAGCCUGCGGUGUCAGUUACAAUUGCGGAGAAUUGGUAAACAUAACAUAUCCCUUCUGGGGGAAUGAGAGGCAGGGGUUUUGCGGGCGACGAGAAUUCGAGCUAAACUGCAAACGAAACCGAACCACCACGAUUCAAAUCAAUUCAUUCGAAUACAACGUCCUGAGAAUCAACCAAUCGGGUCACAGAAUGACAAUCGCAAGAUCAGACCUCCUCGACGAUUACUGCCCGAAACACAAACACCAAAUCGAAACGGCGACGCUGGAUUACCAUCUGUUCAUGUAUUCUUCGAACAAUCGGAACGUCUCCGUGUGGUACAAUUGCCAGCCGCAAGAGGGAAUUCCGGACGAUUACAGAUUUUGGUGCGGGUGGGAAGGGGAAAGAAAUGGGAGUGGGAAUAAUUAUGCCUUUGAAGCGGCGGCGAUGAAUUUGAGCAGAAAUAUGAGAGGGUGCGGGAUGAAGAUCGAAGUGACGGUUACGACAGAAGUAUUGAAAGAAGGUUCAAAUAACAGGAGGAGAUUAGUGGAGAAGGCUGUGAGAGGAGGGUUCGACGUGGAAUACGGGAAUUUGUAUACGGUGGCGUGCAACGAUUGCGAGAAAAAUGGCGGCAAGUGUGGAGGAAACGGAACGGACCCAUUUUACUGCAUCUGUGGAAGUGGAGUCUGCGGAUCUGAUCCGGCUCCUGUUGUACUUGCUUCAGGAGGCUUCAUUUUAGCAAUAUUCGUCACCAUCGUCAUGCUCGUCUACUACAUAGUGAAAUGCUACAUAAACAAAGACAAAACUGAAGAAAUUAUCCGGAAAAAUUCCAAACAAACACCCAAGCGAUACAGUUACUCAAAGCUGAAGAAAGUCACAAAUUCCUUUAAGAACAAGCUCGGCCAAGGAGGAUUUAGCACCGUUUACAAAGGAAAGCUAUCAGACGGCCGCGACGUGGCUGUGAAGCUUUUGAAUCAAUCCACAGAAGAUGGCCAAGAUUUUAUCAAUGAAGUUGUAAGCAUCACCAAAACUUCGCACGUAAACAUAGUAACUCUCUUGGGUUUCUGCUAUGAGGGGAAAAAAAGAGCUUUGAUUUAUGAGUAUAUGCCCAAAGGGUCAUUGGAUAAGUACAUAACCCACAAAAGACUGCAGAAAAAUGAAGUCAAAUUGGAUUGGAACACACUCUGUAACAUUGUUAUUGGCAUCGCUCGAGGCUUAGAGUACUUGCACCGAGGCUGCAACACAAGGAUUGUGCAUUUUGACAUAAAGCCACACAACAUUCUUCUGGACGAUGAGCUUCGCCCCAAAAUCUCAGACUUUGGGCUUGCCAAGCAAUGCAAAACCAAACAGAGUUACGUGUCGCUGACAGGGGCGAAGGGGACGGUAGGAUUCAUGGCGCCUGAAGUAAUAUUUAGAAACGUUGGCAAGGUUUCCCAUAAGUCUGAUGUUUAUAGCUAUGGAAUGUUGGUUCUUGAUAUGGUGGGGGAAAGAAAGAAUCAGAAUGGAGGGGUGGGGGAGAGCAGUGAAGAGUACUUCCCUGAUUGGAUAUAUAAGAAUCUUGCAGGGAGUGUACGGUGGGGCAACACAAGGGAAGAAGAGAAAAUGGCGAGAAAAAUGAUCAUAGUGGGGCUGUAUUGCAUUCAAACAUUGCCGGAGGAGAGGCCGUCGAUGAGUGAUGUGGUGGCAAUGUUGGAAGGGAAUGGCGAUGGCUUACAGAUUCCGCCGAAACCGACCUUAUUUGGACCGCCUACGGCUGAGCUGCCCAAACCUUCUUCUUCUUCAUCUUCUUUUUCAUCAUCCAGAUCGUACCUUAAGACACUGGCUUUAGGUGCUCUCUGUGUUGGAGGCUCAGGAGAAGAUCGAUGAUGUGCUGGUGAAGGAUGGUCCUGUGCCACAAUGUCUGGAUUCUGUUAAUGUGCCUUGAAUUAGCAAAUCCUCAACUCCAAAAUGGCUGUGGCUAAGUUUUUUGUUCGUUUGUGGUUUUCAUGGUAAAAUAGGUGUUUAAGCUUCAAUAGCACUGCCUCUUCCUUUUUGUUUUUCCACCAAUUUUUAAGGUUGAUCAGAUGUACAUAUUUGAGAUUGAACGUAAAGCUCAUGUUGCCAUUAUUCUCCAUCCGCUUCAAAUAUAUAAUAUGAUCUGAUGGCAAGGAGAAAGGUACCUCUGGAAAAUAAUUAAUGGCGAUGGCUUGGAAUUUGGAAAAUA